Messenger RNA from Trichomycterus rosablanca, 467 nucleotides. It is a transcript of the gene csf2rb, whose product is annotated as colony stimulating factor 2 receptor subunit beta. The coding region runs from base 9 to 284 and encodes 91 amino acids. NCBI's taxonomy places the organism in Eukaryota, Metazoa, Chordata, Actinopteri, Siluriformes, Trichomycteridae. The record is from RefSeq and is a predicted model, not a curated record. The transcript has 2 exons.
CAUCUAACAUGUCCUUCUAUUCCAAUUCAUCACUCGAUGAGGAAGUAAAAUCCGAAAGCCCCGUAGAGUCUUCGCCGAUAUAUGGAGGCUAUGUUUUAUCUGCUUCUCAUGAACACUCCAAACCAUUUGACAAUCCAGCCAGUGAGAACAGAGAGAACAGCUGGGCAGAACUUCCAACUGAUGAUCCACCGGCAUACACCCCAAGCACAGCUGGCAUACCCUCUUCAAUUUUUUCUCACCCGUCAGGAUACUGUGUGAUGCCCAACAUGGAGAUGAGGAGAUGAGUUUUAAAUAAAACACUGGAUGGCAACACACAGAUUUAGGCCAUUGAGACAGAAGAGAAUACUGUGUGUGAACAUGGUUAUGUGACUCUGUUAAAGAGGUAAAAGGUCUCCUGGACUCUUUACUAUUUUGGAAGCUUUACUAUUUUAUUCAUAUUCUUACACAUAACUUUAUAUUUUAAUAUA